Messenger RNA from Periconia digitata, 1083 nucleotides. The record is from the annotation of a GenBank genome assembly. NCBI's taxonomy places the organism in Eukaryota, Fungi, Ascomycota, Dothideomycetes, Pleosporales, Periconiaceae.
UCCGUCGCCAUCCAUCGACAUUCUCAAUGUAUACACCGAACGAUCAUGCAAGAACCUGACAAUCAGCGCACACGAAUACGCUCGCGCUCAAAAUCGCCAUCUGGUCAGACGAACCAUCGGGAUCGUCGACAUCAUCGCCAUCGCCAUUCUCGCCGCUCUCGCUCACGUUCUCCGCGACCCAACGACGAGAAACAUGACAGGCACAAGCAUAAGCGACAUCGCUCGCGGACUCCUCUGCCGCGACCAGUAGCUCUACCCUAUAAUGCGAAAGAGUUGUCGAGGCGUCACUAUGAUGAAUACAAACCGCUAUUCCAGUCCUAUCUCGAUAUCCAGAAAAACAUCAUCUUGGACGAUCUCGACGAAAGAGAGGCGAAGGGGCGAUGGAAGAGCUUUGUUGGGCGUUGGAAUCGUGGAGACUUGGCCCGCAGUUGGUAUGAUCCCUCCAUGCUGAAAUCGGCAAAAGAAACGGUCCAGUCUUUCCAGGCCCAGUCAAACCGACGUGCAUCCCCCGAUUACAAACCUCUCCAGUACGCAGAAGCGAACAGUGAGGAAGACGAUUUUGGUCCAGCACCUCCUCCUGGUGGCACGCGACAUAGUGGGCAUGGGCCAACCAUACCCCGGCUCGAUGACCUGGCACUCAGAAAUGAGCUUCUGGAUGAGGAUCGAGCGCGUGAGCAAGCAGACUACGUGGAUGACAUCCGUUUCCAACGCAAACAAGAUCGCAAGGCUCAGAAAGAUCGACUUGAAGAACUGGUUCCUCGAGCAGAUCCCGGGUCGCGUGAGCGUCAACUGGAGAAAAAACGGGAGACAACAGGCACACUAAGAGAAUUUCGGGACGCCAAAGAGGGCGGUGAUGUAGAGAUUGGGGAUGCAGAUCUGAUGGGCGACGACGGCUUCGAAGGACACAAGAAGCGGAAAUCUGAGUUCGAGAGGAAGAAGAGUGAAAGGGAAAUCAGGAGGGAGGAGAUAGCGCGGGCGAAAGCCGAAGAGCGAGACGAGAGAUUGGCGGAGCGACGGGCAAAGGAGGCACAGACAAUGGAGCUCCUCAGGAGUAUGGCGAGAGAGCGAUUUGGAGGAAGCUGA